AUGGUAUCAGCCGGUGGAGCAACGCGCGACCAGCUCUACUCCAUCAUCAUCGCUAUUCGACCCGACUCCAGCGAAGACCUCACAUCGGGAACUGCAGACUGGCGCUCAGGCGAUAUCGAGGUCGACUGGGUCGACUUUACGCGCGAGAAGAGCUCGGACAUGGGGGACCCAUCUCAGUCCGCUUCGGCCUUCAGGCCCAGCUCGGCAGCUCGGCGGAAGAAUGGCGUCUCAGGUCGGAGCGUGCCCGGGUCGGCCUCGGCUGGGUCGAGCGAGACUGAGAAGCCCUCGGCGAAGAAGCGACCGAGCCCGGAUGACCUCUCGCUUCAGCCCCUCCUCGCUCACUUUCCCGGUCCAAAUCCGCUCGACUCGUCGGUCGCUCAGGGCGUGACCCAGGUCGGACGGGGCGUGGUGCACUUGUUUCGACACCCACCGCCGUCGAACCUGAUCGCGUCGCUGGAUGCGCACCCGGUGGGCGAGUCAAGCCGGAUGGCAUCAAAGGAAGGAGGAGAAUGGGCGGGUGACAAAGCAGAAGGGGAAGAUGGGAGUCUGAUUGCUAUACUGGCGGUUCCGGCGUGGAUGCGUCCGGCGGACUUUCUCGAGUUUAUAGGUGGAUGGGGAACAUGCCUGGAGGGUGUUCGUAUGAUCAGAGAAGCUACUACUCCGAAUCGCUCUAUCGUUCUGCUCAAGUUUCGAGACCCACUCCAGGCAUCGGACUUCCUCGUCAUCUUCACCGGCCGCGCCUUCUCCACGCUGGACGCGCGCGAGACUUGCCAUCCAAUCCGGAUCCACCACCUCGUACUCCACCGCAUAGAGCAGUCUCCUUCCUCCCGCACACAAAAGGCAUCCACUCCUACCGCUAUACCGGCCUUCCCUCCUUCGGUCUACUCCUCGCGCGCAAAAGAGCUCUCUGGCUUGCUCACCGGUAUUCCCUCUCCGGACCGGACGGAACUCCCUUCCUGCCCAGUCUGCCUCGAGCGCCUAGACUCCACAGUCACCGGACUUGUCACUCUUCCCUGUGCUCACACAUUCGACUGCGACUGUCUUCGCAAAUGGGGCGACUCGAGAUGUCCCGUCUGCCGGGUGUCCCAUCUACUUCUCUCUUCGGGUCAACAGCAACAGCAGGCGAGACCAGGUGGGCCGAACGUGCGGGAUGAGAUUCUGCGGAUGACCAAAUGCGCAAUGUGCGAUAGCACAACGCAUAACUGGAUCUGCGUGGUAUGUGGCGUGGUAGGCUGUGGGCGGUAUGAGCCGGGAAAGGGGCAUGCGAGGCGGCACUGGGAAGAGAGUGGUCAUGUGCUGGCGAUGGAACUGGAAACGCAACGGGUAUGGGAUUACAAGGGGGAUAACUAUGUCCAUCGUCUAAUUCAGACCCGGACGGACGGCAAGCUCGUCGAACUCCCAUCAGCAUCAUCGCUCGUAACCGCCCUUUCUCGACCACUACCUUUCGCUUCUGCCUCUCGACCCCUCCCUGCCAAUCCCACCUCAACUCCACCUGACGACCAAGCCGGACCAUCCUCCACCGACGCAGAAAAGAUGUCUACCAUCGAAGCCAUCACACUGGAAUACUCCUACCUCCUCUCCUCGCAGCUCGAAGCCAUGCGCCAGCACUACGAGUCCCAAGCCAUUUCACACGCUCCGGCAGCUGCGGACCUCGACACCCUCCGCAUCCAGGCCGAAUCGGCCGCUGCGGCAUUACGGGAAGCGGAGGCUGCGCGGGAAAAGGCAGAGAAGAAGGCUAGCAAAGCUGCUACUCUUGCUCGAGAUCUGGCGAGGAAUCUCGAGGCGGAGAAGGCGAUGAGUGAGGGGUUGGCGCAGAGGGUCAAGAGGCUGAGCGAGGAGGUCGAGGUGGAGGGCAAGCUCAGGGGUCAGAAGGAGGAGGAAGUGAAGGGUCUGGAGGAGACGGUUAGGGAUUUGAUGUUUAGUUUGGAGGCUGGUUUGAAGAUACAGGAAGCGGGCGGGGCGGAUGCGGGAGAAGGCGGAGAUUUGGUCGUAUUACCAGGUUCGGCCAAGGGGAAGAAGAAGAAGAAGUGA
Molecule: messenger RNA, 2031 nt
Organism: Dioszegia hungarica
Lineage: Eukaryota; Fungi; Basidiomycota; Tremellomycetes; Tremellales; Bulleribasidiaceae
Exons: 3
Coding region: 1-2031 (676 amino acids)
Biological process (GO): protein ubiquitination; Ras protein signal transduction
Cellular component (GO): cytoplasm
Molecular function (GO): zinc ion binding; ubiquitin protein ligase activity
Source: RefSeq, a predicted model, not a curated record